Messenger RNA from Peniophora sp. CBMAI 1063, 2013 nucleotides. The record is from the annotation of a GenBank genome assembly. NCBI's taxonomy places the organism in Eukaryota, Fungi, Basidiomycota, Agaricomycetes, Russulales, Peniophoraceae.
AUGCUCGACCUCACGCUAUCUGCAUCUUCUUCGCUAGAGCUUCGCGGCAAAAUCGAGGCUCUUGACCGGUUCCAGCGCAUCCUCACAGCUCACAAAGACGACAUUUUACAUGUCAUGCCCAGCAAGGCAGAUCCGGUAGACCCGCCGCCCAAGCUUGUCGGCUCGAUUCUGCGCUUUGUCUGCCUUAUGUGUGGUAUGGAGGAGGAGGAGGCUCAACGCUACUGGGAGCUCCUCCGCGAGGCGAUCUGGCAUUGCCCAAAGGAUCUCCAUGAUGAGGCGCUCUCUGAUCUGUAUCGUAGAUUCAAGAACCUCACCGCCCGAGCGGAGAUCAUACUGUGGCCGCCACUCCCAAAUCACCGUUGCUUGACCUCGGGUUGUCACCGUCAGCAGACGGCUAUGCUCACGAAGACAGAGAAUACCGACGUCCUCAUAUUCACGUCCAAGGGCACUAUCCCUUCUGUUGCUGUACAACUGACAUGUGACCACUGCGGUGUUAAUUAUCGCCACGACUACUACGUCAAGGAACAGAAGCGCUACUACUACAGUGCUGAGCAGCGCGCUCACGGCACUGAUCAAUAUGUUCAAGUUGGAGAGCAUCACUUUGUCGAGAGAGAUCUCUGCGAAGCGUGGACACUCUCAAUGCUCAACGCAUGGGUCUCAAACUCGAACAUUGCCGCCCAAUACAACCAAAUGCUGCCUUUCCUUGAACGCAGUCAUAAGCAUCGGUAUCAAUACGACUACGUUUGGCGUAAGUUCAUGCGCCCCGAGCACGUAUGGACCGCGUUUGCAGUUCAUGCCCUCCUCCAACACCACGAUAGGCAUGGUUCAACUCUGGUUGUACCUCACGGAGGGCUACAAGAUGUUCGCUUCAAAGCCGCAAUGGAGGCUCGCAGUACUCACAUACAAGAGCAUGGCCAGGAGGAACUGAUGCACUUUUGCGACAAGUGUUGUCGGCAGUACGUUGCUGAGGACGGAACAACAAAGCGCGUCUGGUGUGUCGUUGUUGACGGCCUGACCCUCGGCCGGCCCUGUUGUAGCGCACAUAUCAAUGGUGCUCCUUGCACCGAGCCUUUGGGUCAGCGCAACGAUCAUUUCUGCAGAACCCACCAUGAUCUUCAUGAUGUCUGCCGCGUGCGAGGAUGCAACUCGCAAAUACGCCCUGGUGCUCUCACUUGUGCGGAUCCUGGCCACGCGGCAACCGAACAAGCGCACAAGGAACGCAACACCGCCAGCUUCAGGCUGAAGGAGAGAGUGAAUCGGAUUCGGGAGGCCAAUGCAAUGUCAGGGCUUGGCGUUGAGCUUGAUCUGACAGCCGUCGAGGGUUUGGAUGCGCUAGAUGAAGACCAGGACGUGUUACUUGAAGUUUCAGUUGAGCGUCCGCCUGGGUCGGUGUCAUCUACAGCUCAGCCGCUUCAUGGGCGGCCACGAUCAAACUCCGCACCGACUGCAGCUCCUAAGGUCAAGAUAACCGCUCAACUGUCGCGUCGCCGUACUCACAAUGAGCAACUGGCUGUCUACCCUUGCGGUAUGAUAGCUGGCCGCGCAACCUUCUUCUUUGCUGAGUCAAUAACUGCUUGUGCGAUUUUCUUGAAGCGUCUGUACCUGACCGCCGCAAAGCCCGAUCAUCUGGCCUAUGACACGAACUGCAAGCUAUCCUGGCACGUCCGAAAUGAUCCUUGGUUCGACAGCAUAGGCCUGUCAGUUGACGUCUUUCACUUCAACUCUAAGCACUCCGAAGAGGACCGCUGGUGCCGCGAACAUUGCGAUCCAAACAACUGGCCAGAGCUCAAGACCGACGAUGGCGGCUACUUUUUCAACACAUCUAUAGCGGAGCAGACAAAUUCGUGGCUAGGUCGCUACCACAGUAUGUGUCGAGAGAUGCUUCCUUUCCGAUACGACUUCUUUCUGGAUGAGAUGAUCCGCCGCCGCAAUAUCGUUACCAAAGAGAAGUUGACCCGAGAUGGGCUGCACCCCUGGUACUUUAGUGCUGACGGUCGUCCAGCUCAGAUUUAG